AUGGUCCAUGACCGCCACUCGGAAUAUCUCGAGAGCAAGGACACCUUCGCCGACACCAUGUUCGGCUUCCGACCUCAUAAGCCGGCACAAGACAUCCUUUUACAGCUUCAUCACGAGAUCCUCGAAACCAAAGAACACCCACAUAACGACAAGAUAGUCCUGGCACUCGAUCUCAAGGGUGCCUUUGAUAAUGUUAAGCACGCCGUCAUACUAAAGCAUCUUAGAGAGACCAACUGCGGCGCUCGUACAUUCAACUAUAUCAAACAUUUCUUAACGGACCGUUUGGCCCAUAUACGCCUACAAGAGACUGAGUACGGCCCGUUUGAGAUGGGAACACGGGGCACACCACAAGGCGCGGUGUUGUUCCCGUUUCUCUUUAACAUUGCCAUGAAAAACCUUCCUGCACAGCUGGUGGGUGUCGAUGGUGUUCAGCAUGCGCUGUACGCCGACGACAUCGCCAUCUGGGCCAAUACGGGAAACAUAGCAGAGAUGGAGAAAUGCCUGCAAGCAGCGGCGAGCAUAGUAAUCCACUAUGCCACGUAG
Messenger RNA from Dermacentor andersoni, 543 nucleotides. Lineage: Eukaryota; Metazoa; Arthropoda; Arachnida; Ixodida; Ixodidae. The record is from RefSeq and is a predicted model, not a curated record.